UAUUGACGUCCUCUCAGACAGGAAGUGUGAACCACUCUUUCCACCCUCCGCCCCCAAAUGGGCUCUGGAUCACACGGGCUCAAACUCAACGGAAUAAUGACGCUGUAGUUCUUGAUCACUUUGCUGUCAUUUCUACGAGUGAAUUUAUGGGUGUCCGACUCGCUCUUCAACGCUCUGUUGGCUCUUGAACUCGACUGGCCGUUGAUUCUUGCCUUCGAGGCAAGCUUCUCCGUCCUCCCGGGAGACAUGACCGUGGUGGGAGGAACGAAGCUAGCUUUUUAGUUGCAUCUGAUUUCUCAUCAGGCGGACCGGAUGCGAGAGGCGAGCUCGACCCCGACAUGUUACCCUCCGCGGCUGGGGGCGGUGGCUCGCGACCACGGCUGGCCCAAACAGCCGAGGUGACUCACCAUGGCUCUCAUGGGAUGGUCCGAGCUUAGACCUGCUGGAUGAAAACAAACCAGUGUUGUCUGCACCUAACCGGACCCUCGGGAGACUGUUGCUUCCUUUUUUUUUUUUUUUUUUUUUUCCCAAAGUGCGAAUCUUUUUUAAUUAAAUGAAACGAAAUACGCCAGAAGACCGACCUUACCGAUGGAGCAGUAAAUGAUGGCAGCUAAAGAGGAACUCUACGCCAAAGUGACCCCGCGGAGACAGCGCCAGACCCGGGCAGGUACCGUCAAACAUGGGUCAACUCUGGACGUGCUUCUGUCCAUGGGCUUCCCGAAAACCAGGGCCUUGAAAGCCUUGGUUUCGACAGGAGGAAAAAACGUCCAGGCAGCUUGUGACUGGCUCUUUUCCCAUGUGGACGACCCCUUCCUGGAUGACCCUCUGCCCAGGGAGUAUGUGUUAUAUCUGCGACCUAGUGGCCCACUGCUCCAGCAACUCUCGCUCUUCUGGCAGCAAUCUCGCCUCACCUGCGGCAAAAACAAGGCACACAACAUCUUCCCUCACAUCACUCUCUGCCAGUUCUUCAUGUGCGCCGAUGGGAAAGUGGAGGCUCUGACAGAUGCCCUCCAGUCUUCAGUUUCGAAGUGGAAAGGUCGUAUACCCAUGCCACUUCCACUGGAGCUGUACACUUCCUCCACCUUUAUUGGCCUCUUUGUGGAAGAGCAAGUAGCAGAAGUGCUCAAGAGUUUUGCGGCUGAUUUUGCCAAUGAAACGGAAACUAAAGCAGAUGUGCAUGUUGAGCACCAUAAGAAGCAACUGCAUGUUACGUUGGCAUACCACUUUCAAGGCAGCCAUCUUCCAGUCUUAGAAAAGUUGGCCAAGAAUGUGGAUGUGUCGUCAGGGUGUGACUGGCUGGCUGUCCUCUUCUCCCGGGAUAUUCGUUUUGCUAAUCAUGAGACACUGCAAGUCAUGUAUCCCUACGUGCCUCAAAAUGAUGAUGAACUUGAGCUGGUGCCUGGAGACUUCAUCUUCAUGUCGCCUAUGGAGCAAAGCAGCGCCAGUGAGGGUUGGGUGUACGGCACGUCCCUGGGCACAGGAUUGUCCGGCCUGCUGCCCGAAAACUAUGUCAGCCGUGCUGAUGAGUCUGACACGUGGGUUGUUCAUGGGUCUCAUUCUAUUCUCAAUUACACCGCACCGUCUAAUACUGGCAGCACCCUUGGUGGGUUACUGUUUGAUGAACAGCACACUGACAGUCUGCUUGACAGUCUGGUGGAUCCUCCCAGCCUGGCUGCACUCUGUCCUCCCAUGCAGGUGACACGGUCAGCUGGUCAAUCCUCUCUGUCUAAAAUGAGAUUGUUUGUGUGUCGACACGGGGAAAGGAUGGAUGUUGUGUUUGGGAAACACUGGGUCACUCAGUGCUUUGACGCCAAAGGCAGAUACAUUCGCUCAAAUCUCAAUAUGCCAUCCAGCCUGCCAACCAGAAGCGGCGGUCACAGGGACUAUGAUAAAGAUUGUCCAAUUACUGUGUUUGGUUCCUCUCAAGCCCGUCUCGUAGGCGAGGCCUUGUUGGAAAGCCACACCACAAUCGACUUUGUUUAUUGUUCUCCUUCACUUCGCUGCGUCCAGACUGCUCAGCACAUUCUGCAGGGUCUCCAACAAGAGGGAAAGACAAAAAUCCGUGUGGAGCCUGGGCUUUUUGAAUGGACCAAGUGGGUUUCAGGAACCAGUUUACCCACCUGGAUCCCCCCAACGGAACUGGCUGCUGCGAAUCUGAGUGUGGACACAACAUAUAGACCUCGUAUUCCCAUUAACAAACUAGUGGCGUCUGAGUCCUAUGACACCUACAUCAGCCGGAGCUUCCAAGUGACUCGUGAAAUCCUCUCAGAGUGCAAAAAUAUGGGAAACAAGGUCCUGUUUGUGGCCCAUGCUUCCUCCCUGGAGGCCUGCACUCGGCAGAUACAAGGACUCAGCCCACAAAACUCCAAGGACUUUGUUCAAGUUGUGCGAAAGAUUCCCUACUUGGGAUUUUGUGCUUGUGAAGAAAUGGGAGAGACGGGCGUGUGGCAGCUGGUUGACCCUCCCAUCCUGCCUUUGACACAUGGACCCAAUCACAGCUUCAACUGGAGGGAAAUGCUAAUGCAAGACUGACGAAUACCACACACAUUUCUGUUAUCAUUCUGAACACCAUAAUCAAUAUUUAUUUUUUACCUAAACCGCUACCAAACAAAAAAAAAUUAACAAGCAUGUCCAACUUCCAUGAACAGCAUCUUGUCAAAAACAUGCAUUUUAUUGGGGACAAAUAUAUUGAGGUGUGCAGCUCAGGAAUGUGAAGAUUACAGCAAACAGUAGCUGGACUCAUGUCUUUGUAUUCUCUCACCCGCAUAUACACUGUGACAAGAAUGAUAUGAAAGUGACUACAGGAAUGCUUUCCUCUGUAACAAAGUAUUAUUUGACUUGUGGUUCCAGCUUAAUUCAGGAAGAAGCACAAAAGGAAGGUUGACAGGGAGGAACUGACCAAUAUUAUUUUCAUGAUGGAAACGAGUUGUUUCUUGUACCUAAUUUUACUCCAGUAAAUGUAAUACUGCACCAUUAGCCAUUCUGUUGUCCCAGCGUUUUCUUCUUAUUAUUAUUAUUAUUAUUCAGGACACAAUGCCGUCAUAACCCCCACUGGAACUUAAUGUAGUACAUGUUUUCAAUUGUUUUUGUUGCAAUGAAAUGUUAUACUUUAUAAACGUCUGUUUUUCCAUUUCACUUUUUAUCAAUUCAUUGAGCUGUAAAUCUAGAGAUAUCAGACAAAAUGUUUUAUGAAUACAAACAUCCCCGUUGGGUUUACACAUGAAUAAAGGUGGUGGAGUCACUGUAUUAGA
Syngnathoides biaculeatus (alligator pipefish) is the source of this 3251-nucleotide messenger RNA. It is a transcript of the gene ubash3ba, whose product is annotated as ubiquitin associated and SH3 domain containing Ba. The record is from RefSeq and is a predicted model, not a curated record. The coding region runs from base 601 to 2532 and encodes 643 amino acids. The transcript is spliced from 14 exons. Gene Ontology annotation, molecular function: protein binding. Lineage: Eukaryota; Metazoa; Chordata; Actinopteri; Syngnathiformes; Syngnathidae.